Molecule: messenger RNA, 2491 nt
Organism: Felis catus (domestic cat)
Lineage: Eukaryota; Metazoa; Chordata; Mammalia; Carnivora; Felidae
Gene: CWC25
Product: CWC25 spliceosome associated protein homolog
Exons: 10
Coding region: 182-1459 (425 amino acids)
Biological process (GO): mRNA splicing, via spliceosome
Cellular component (GO): U2-type spliceosomal complex
Source: RefSeq, a predicted model, not a curated record
ACGCCGACGCUGUAAUAGGACGCCCUCCCGGAAGUGGGCUCUAGAUCUGGCAGUCGAAGUGGCAGCCGGUGGCCUCCGAGACCAGAUCCGGGGAGGUCGCAGCUGAACUGUUUGUCUACGUUUCCUCCGGAUCCCUCCUGAAUCCUCCAGGUCCGCGCAGAGAGGAAACUUCUUCGUCGUCAUGGGGGGCGGAGAUCUGAAUCUGAAGAAGAGCUGGCACCCCCAGACCCUCCGCAAUGUGGAGAAGGUGUGGAAGGCCGAGCAGAAGCAUGAGGCUGAGCGGAAGAAGAUCGAAGAGCUUCAGCGGGAGCUGCGGGAGGAGCGGGCCCGGGAAGAGAUGCAGCGCUAUGCCGAGGACGUCGGGGCCGUCAAGAAAAAAGAAGAAAAAUUGGACUGGAUGUAUCAGGGUCCUGGUGGGAUGGUGAACCGUGAUGAGUACUUGCUGGGGCGCCCCAUUGACAAGUACGUUUUUGAGAAGAUGGAGGAGAAGGAGGCAGGCUGUUCUUCGGAGACGGGACUGCUCCCAGGUUCCAUUUUUGCCCCAUCCGGUGCCAAUUCCCUCCUCGACAUGGCCAGCAAAAUCCGGGAGGACCCGCUCUUCAUCAUCAGGAAGAAGGAGGAAGAGAAAAAAAGAGAGGUGUUGAAUAACCCCGUGAAAAUGAAGAAAAUCAAAGAAUUGUUGCAAAUGAGUCUGGAAAAAAAGGAGAAGAAGAAAAAGAAGGAGAAGAAAAAGAAGCACAAGAAACAUAAGCACAGAAGCUCAAGUAGCGAUGGCGGCAGCAGCCAGGAUGAGCGCAGCCGGGGGAGAGCUCAAAAGAAGACGGCAGAUUCUUCCCCUGUUUUGUCCAAAGCCCCUGGAUACGGCUUACAGAUCAGGGACUCCUACCACAGCCAGGGACUGCAGAGUCCUCUGACGGCCAAGCAAAAGGGAAUGCACGGGUUGAAGAAUUAUUCCAGGUCCAGAAGCUCCUCCCACUCACCUCCCAGACAUGUCAGCAAGAAGAACACCAGAGAAGCAGGGUCCCGGGACAGGAGUUCUCGAUCCCCAGGCAGAAGGUCACGGUCCCCAAGGCCAAGCAAACCGCACAACUCUAAGGUCAACAGGAGAGAGAGAGGCCGCACUAAGAGCCCAUCGCCUAAAAAAGAGGUCUAUCAAAGGCGCCACGCUCCUGGAUACACCAGAAAGCUCUCAUCAGAGGAACUAGAGCGAAAACGGCAAGAGAUGAUGGAAAAUGCCAAGUGGCGGGAGGAAGAGAGGCUAAACAUCCUCAAGAGGCACGCUAAGGAUGACGAACGGGAGCAGAAGCUGGAGAAGCUGGGCUCCCGAGAUGGAAGGUUUAUCCAUCGCAUGAAGCUGGAGAGUGCAUCUACCUCCUCCCUGGAGGACCGGGUAAAACGGAAUAUCUACUCUCUGCAGAGAACCUCAAUAGCUCUGGAGAAGAACUUUAUGAAAAGAUGAAAACCAUCCCCUCUUUUGUUGGUUUUCCUGAAUUUUCCAGGGAGGCUGCUGAUCCCUUAAAAAUUCUCUUUAUAAGAGUUCAAGUGACUUCUUCCACAGUUGUCAAACCACCACUGUUCAAAGUGACUCUCCUCCAGCGAUUCCCGAAACAGCUCACUUCCUUUAAGAACCAGUGUGACUCGCUUUAUGGGACCCUCAGUAACUUUUGCUGGGUGCUGAGUGGGUUUUGACUGUGUUUUUAAUGAGUGGGCACUGGACCAUGUAGGUGUGAGCACUUGCCCUGCCGUGGAAGGGCUGCUCCCUGUGGUCGUGAUACUGAUUAUGCCACUUCUUUCCCACCCGUGUAAACUGUGUGCCUCGGUAUAGACUGGACCUUUCAGAAACCUCCCUCCAGAGUCACCCAGGUAGAUGGCGCCUAGUGGGGUAAAUGAACAUUUACUGGGUUUAGUAGAUAAUGGGACAGAAUGAUGUCUGCUUAGGGCAGAGCGAAGGGGGUGACAAAGAAUCUGGAAGGGAAAACAAUACAAAAAAGCACUAAAUGAGCUGUUGAACUAUUUGGACUAUCUUUUCAACUGUAAAAGUGUAGUGUGUGUGUGUAUAAAUGUAUAAUUUUUACAAGCUUUUUAAAAAGUUAGCUUUGUGAGAAUAUCCUGUUCGGUAAGUGACUUUACUAUGUCAUGGAAAUGUAUCUUGUUAUCGAGUAAUACGGUAAGGCAGGUCAGCUUUUUUUUCCCCUCUGAAUCCAGCUAGUUUAGGAGAAGCCUGGGUUUGUAGAUCGGAUCUAGUGUAUCUAUCCUUUUACACUGCUUAUAGUCUCCCACGUGGGCAGUGCAGUGGUGAAGUCAAAUGAUUUUAGGAGUCAGGACCAAAUUACCAGUGUGCUCCCACCCUGGCUCUUAAAAGAAAAUAAAAUGGAAGCUGUUCCUUUCAUGGCUUCCUUUUUAUCAUGUAGUAAUCUUAUUACAAUGCUAAAAUUUCAGGAGGUGUUUGCUACUAAUUUUUAGUCAGGUAUUAAAAAAAACCCAAAACUCA